This is a messenger RNA of Wasmannia auropunctata (little fire ant), 4544 nucleotides long. It is a transcript of the gene Ypel, whose product is annotated as protein yippee-like 1. The record is from RefSeq and is a predicted model, not a curated record. The transcript has 5 exons. Bases 2049 to 2393 code for a protein of 114 amino acids. Lineage: Eukaryota; Metazoa; Arthropoda; Insecta; Hymenoptera; Formicidae.
CUGUAUGUACGAUUGUAUGUGAGAUUUCGUGACAGACGUACCAAUGACAAUCUAUAAUUCGCGUCCAACGAUCAACGACGCGCUGACAAUGAGAUAUAAUUAAACAGCAUGCCUUUUUCGCGUACGAUCAUUCGAUCGCUUCCCAGCAAGAAAUGGGAGAGUCCGCGACAGAAUUAUGUGAGAUGUCCUUGCGUAUAUGAGUGUCUCGGACAUUUAUGCACGCGACUCGAUCAAACGUGGCGUCGCAUCGCGUGAACCUGUUGGACAACGGUUUUGUGUACAUUUACAGCUGACUGGACUAUCAGCUGACUGCGCGCGACGGAAUCGCCGCGUAGCGCGACACGCUGCCGCGCGCGCGCGCGCGCGCGUGCUCCGCUACCUUCGUCAUCUCCCUGUUGCACGUUUUCCUUUCUCCGCAAUACUAAAAAAUGUCUUCUUUCUCGAAACUUAUUUCAAAGAAUAUUUACGAUAUUCGCAUUUGCAGACUCGUAUCGUCCUGAAUUGAAUUUUCUGCAAUCUUUCUUUGACAUUAUUACGGAUACCUAUCGAAAUGCCACGCCUUUUUAUUCCCGCUUUUUCUUAUCUUCUUCAACAAUUUUCCUUGUUGUUGAUAUUUUUUUCCAAAUUAUUCGAUUACAUACCUCAUCGGAAUCUGCGUUUAUUCCAAAAUUAUCACAUUUAUUAUAGGAAACUUUAAUGGAUUGUCAGUUCACAUCUUUUAUCAUUCUCUAGAUAUAUUUUCCGAUUCCGAAGAUUCCAAUUUAGAUCGAAAUUGAUAAUUUGUGAUUGGAGCCCAAAAAAUUUCCCGUGUACAUUCGACCGUCUUCUUUACCUUAUUCCUACGUCGUAAUCAGUGUUUUGUGACAACGUUUGCGACGAGGGCAAUGGCUUUCGCCCAUUCGAUCUUCGUUUGUAAUGUAGCUAAUGCGGGGUGAAGGGGUUACGACUCGGGUAAAUUCUCUUGUAUAGAAGGCAGUUUAUAAAUAACUUAGGGGGCUUUGCCCCCUACUUCGGCCCUCGGCCGUCAACCCCUCGGCUCACUUCUCUUUGAUUCGCCUGAAGCUUGUUCAGUAGGAAUCGGUUUUUCUUCAAAAGCAAUGAGUCUUCAAUAAUUUGUGGCAUCGAUUUUUAUGUUCCAUAAGAAACAAUUGAUUUUGUGGAUCACAUUGAAAAUUGAUCAUAUUACAUAGACUGUUCAAUAAAACUUGAUAUAUCUGAAAAAGGGGAUUGAUUGUGAGAAAGGGAUUUGCGAAUGGAGCAAAAUUUUUUUUUUUUUUUUUUACAAGUUUUUAGUCGAUUUAAGCCGGACGAAACUCAAGUUUUGUCUCGUGGUGACAAGCUGUCGAGGCGAUCACGCGUACUUGCUCGAUAAGAGCAAAAAAGACGCCGCAUUGCGUCUACAAUAAGUAGCAAUGACCUUGACUAGUGUAUUGACUCGAAAGUCCCGGUCUCCCUUUGUUCUCGGACAUCCGUUAGAAAACCCGUUCCCAUACGUUCUCGUUCUUUUCUUCGCUGAGCCAGUCGCAAGUGCGGAUAGGAUCGAAUUUAAUACGUGCUCACGAAUCCGAGCGAAUUCCGAUACUCGACUCCGACACUUCCGCUCAAUGGAAUUGGAUUACCGCUUAGGCGCUUACAAAAACUGCUAUACUUAUUCGCUUGUAAUCUAAAAGAGCUUCAAACACGAAGAAGAUGGACGAAGUUUGCGAUAUUCGAAGAUGUACAUACUCGCGAUUACUCCAAUGUCAGGAAGAAUCGAAUCUCCGCGAGGUCAUCGCGGAAUCAGUUUCGAUUAGCGGGUGUCCCCGAACCGGCGCUGUCUGAACCAGCUCAACAGCUGAUCGGAGCACGAAGCGGUGGUGAACGGGGCUACUAUCGCACCACCACCCCGCGUUUCGGAGAAAUUCAGUCUCGUGUCCUCUAGGUAAAAUAUAAAGGAAACCCGUAAAUCUCUUGGCGAAGAAAGAGAUCUGUAUCCUUACACCUGCCAAGAGAAUAGGAGAAUAGCAAGCAAGGGCGAAGUGUGUUUUCGCUCGCUUGGACACGCCAUCAUGGUGAAAACUUUUCAAGCGUACCUACCUUCCUGUCACCGCACUUACUCGUGCAUUCACUGCCGUGCUCAUCUCGCCAAUCACGACGAACUCAUCUCUAAGUCCUUCCAGGGCAGUCAAGGUCGUGCCUAUCUCUUUAAUUCUGUGGUGAACGUAGGCUGCGGUCCCGCGGAGGAGCGAGUUCUGUUAACUGGAUUGCACGCUGUCGCGGAUAUUUAUUGCGAGUGCUGCAAAACCACCUUAGGAUGGAAAUAUGAGCAUGCGUUCGAGUCAAGUCAGAAAUAUAAGGAAGGAAAAUUUAUAAUCGAACUUGCCCACAUGAUCAAGGAGAAUGGAUGGGAAUGAAAAGCAAAGGGGAAUAGAAGAGUUCCCUGUGCCUCUCAUCAAACUUUUCCUGAUAAUGCCUACAGCGUUGUUCUAAUUGCAAUGUACGGCCCCUCUCUAUUCGAACCACCAACGAAAGUCUGUGAUUUCAUUUGUGAUUUAUAAUCUUAGUAAUCUUCGUUUCGGACAAUUCAAACACAACAUCGGUUUGCUUCUGAUCAAAUCGAACAAGCGAAGGUAUCACGGCGAUCUGUAUUCGUCGAUGGACACAUCACCAAGUAUUGUAAAGAAAUUAUUUUUCAAUGGAAGAAAAAAGUAGAAUAAGAUGACGAUGUCAAGUAAUGGUGGAACAUGACGAUGAAGGUGCCAUGGUGGAAAUAGAAAAGCGAGAUUGCUCGGUACGAGCAGUGGGGUGCCCCUCCUCCCUAAUUUUGAUUCAUUAUCUUUGUAGACAUUGCGUGCAGUCGUGUGUCGACACUGAAUGUUAGAAAUUAAACGUGCGGGGCACCCCGACAAUCAGUUUUAUCCGUUUUACGCACCGGAACAGCGGAAGUGCCACAGACUUUGCCGGACUGAUUGCCUGCCUGCCGCGUCUGUCAUUGGAAUUUCACUGCCGAUAUUCCUAAUAUUAAUUAAGAAUGCUGCGUCGUAUUUAGACACGGCGUAGUGGUAGUCCUAGUUUAGCAUACAUUAUAGAGUACUAAAGCCUAUAUUAUAUAAUUAUAGGACUUCGUGGAUGUAGAACAUAGGAAUGAAUAAAAGUAAUGGAGGCAAGAAGAGCAGAAAAAAAGAGAAAAUUUGAGCGAGUGAGUGUGUGUGUAUGUGAGUGAGACAGAGAGAGAGAGAGAGAGAAAGAGAGAGGGGGGGAAGAGGAUGUAAAAAAAGUCUGGUUAAGUGUCACGUGUACAUGUUUGGUUUUAUGUUCAUCGUGCCUGCCAAAUUGUCUGUUUAUCUGCCAGUUGCCACUGUUAUUACAGUAGUAUCAUGUUGUAAUACGUUUACGUUUUCAUCGGCUGAAUAGGGAUGUGUGUGAUUGAAGUUUUCGUUGUGAAGUUGUCUUGAAACUGCGCCUUCCUAUGCACGCAACAUAGAAAAGGAUAAUUGUGCUCGUUUUCUUGAAUAGCUCGAUCUCGUUCAUAAAUAUUUUAUAAGAUCCAACUGUAUUUACGGUUUGUUAGUAAUGACAAUCGCGAUCCCGUAAAACGAUGAUUUCACUGAAGAUUGAAUUUUAUCACCGAGUUUUCAAUUACACAAGUUGGCAAUCGAAUGUCCAUAAUAAAGUUAUCGCUUCUUAUACUACAUUAAUGCAUUUUUCGUGCGAUGUAGCCUUUGCGUGAGAAAUUUUCCCUCGGAAUAUCAUUAUAGAGGCUGAUUAUAUACAAUUGUAUCAUUUGCGCUGUAUUCCUUAAUGAGAGCUCUUCCAUUGCUAUCUUCUUGUUACGAUUAUCAAGACGAUCGUUAAAUAAAAUUCAUAGAAUUUACUGUGGGUGCACUUAUUAGAAAAUCAAACGAAUACAAGUUGCGUCUGUGCGUGAUACUUAACGAUCGAACUGAUAACUCGUAUAAAUUGUUAUUUAAUGACAUUAAUUGAAGUCAAUUCUAAUUUGUGAUAUUGAUCGACGUUUUAAAAAAUCGUUUCUACUUUAUGCGCGUAUUAUUACAUUAACAGGAAGAUAGCUUUAUUGUGUUUAUUGCAUUAAGCGAUAUCCUGUUUAUAUUGUAUAAAAUAUUUUAAAUGAUCAGUGACCUUUGUUUGCACUGUUUUCCACUAGGAAAUUAUAUGUAGACAAAUCAUACAUUUAACUUUCGAAUGCAUACAUAUGAAAGUGCAGUGUAUUUGUGCAACAUAUGCAGAAAAAUGUUUGCCUAUCUAUCUGUUCGAAAGAUUGACCGACUGACCGACCGAUUGAUUGACUGGAUCGACCGAAUGAACGGACGAAUGAAUGAGUGAAUGAUUGUGUCGGCCUAAUAUUCACGCUGUCACUCAAAGAGUACUUUUUAUAUUAAUGUGCCGAUAUCCUUAUCCGCACUCACCUUUUCGGAACCCUUAAAACGUAUCUCUCAACACUAACUCUGUAGUCUUCAGCCUCCACAACUUCCACCAUCACAAGAUUUUGCUUUGUAAAACGUGUUCUUAAUAAAAGGAAAAAAAGAAUACACAAAGUAUUGAAG